Molecule: messenger RNA, 1102 nt
Organism: Heterobilharzia americana
Lineage: Eukaryota; Metazoa; Platyhelminthes; Trematoda; Strigeidida; Schistosomatidae
Source: the annotation of a GenBank genome assembly
AUGAACUGGGUUUUGAUUGCUUGUCUUCUUUAUAUCUCUCUUGUAUUUUAUUUCUCACCUGGGAUUUUAAUAGUUCCUUUACCACGUCAAGUUAUUCUUCAUGGUUGCUUUGCUAAGCAUUUGACAAAUACACCGAAAGGUUUUACAGAUACUCAUCAGUGUCCUCUAUGGAUUCGUUUAGCUACAGAUCAUGGUUUAGCAGUAUCUAUUGGAUGUAGACAGAAGUUUUUGUAUUUUCCCUACCCAUCACCUGGGCUUUGGUAUCUUAGUUUGUAUCCUGAGUGUUAUACAUCAUAUGACGCAUUUUGUGGAUUGGACCAAUCAGCGGUUAUUGAUGUUUCACUUAUUAUACGCUCAACGCCAUGUGUAAAUAAUCGUUGCCGACAAAUUGGUGAAGGUGCUUCACUUGCACCAUCUCGUCUCUUAUAUCCAAAUGAGUUUAAAGAAAAUGUUUUACGUUCUAGAGAUGGUAGUCAGCGAUGGCGUCCACCAUGGUGGUCAUAUAAUAAUAACGAUAUGGAUGAUAAUGUAUCCAGUGACAGACAAAAAAUUUCUUCGUCAGUCUAUGAAAGUCCAUUUAAACCAUCUGCAGUCAGAAAAAAUACUAAAAUACCUGGUGAAGGUGUAUGCAUAAAUCUUUUUCAAAGAGCAAUUCAUGUAUCCACAUGUGCAUGUCCUAUUGGUUAUGGUGGAUUAGGAUGUAUGCCUCUACCAAUAAAAUAUUUUCAAACAUUUGGUCUUGAUCCACAAAGGCAAAUACUAUCAUAUGAUGCACUCAUCUUGUCUUUAUCUAACUUUGGUUUUGUUCCAGCUAUUCUAUUAUCUGUUAUACACCGACUAUGGAUACCAGCAUUAGUAUAUGGAUAUACGUUUCUUUUUUCUACAGUAGGUUUGCUUUUUUUGUCGUUCUUUUUUGGGUGUAUAAGUAUAAAUGUAUUGUAUUUUGGUGUGUUUCCAACGUAACUGAUAUAUUGAAAUCGGUAACCACAUAAAUGUUCAUGAUUUGUUCACUAAGGGUAUGUAAUACUAUCUGGCUUUUCAAUCCUUAUUAGGUGGAGGGAGGUUUGAAACCUUGACAUACUGGUAAAAUAUAUAACAAAGC